AUGAAGACCACAGAAAGCGCAGACAGUAAUCAGGUAUUUGAGAAGUUCCAUCACUAUGAUUGGGAGAACGAUUUGGUAUAUCAGGCCGGAUUGAAAAAUAUCUACAAUUCGUACUUCAAGGCAAACACUUCGAUGACUCCGGCGAAGAAACAACAAAUAAUCACUAAUUCUAAGGUUUUCUACUUCAAGAAAACCUUUGAUGUUCAGAUCGAUCUAGGGCAAUACGGCCGAUGGGUACAAGAGUCAUGUUCCCCCGGAUUCUCAAAUACCCCGGAAAUACUGUUGGAACAUCAACCACAACCACAACAAGAACAAGGGGAACAAUCUUCUUUAAGUUACGACGAACUAGUGGAGUUGAUUGUGGCUGGAAAGGAGAUUCCUGGAAUCAGGAAAAUCCCCAACAUCGUGUUGGAAGAUCAGGCAUCAAGGUCGGUAUUGCUGCAGCGGAGGAAGCCUUGGGAAAUUAAGGAUGAUGAUGAGAAAGAGAAAGAGAUUGAGAUUGAGAUCAGUUCAGCUGUAUGA
Messenger RNA from Saccharomycopsis crataegensis, 522 nucleotides. RefSeq lists its product as uncharacterized. The record is from RefSeq and is a predicted model, not a curated record. Bases 1 to 522 code for a protein of 173 amino acids. The transcript is spliced from 2 exons. Lineage: Eukaryota; Fungi; Ascomycota; Saccharomycetes; Ascoideales; Saccharomycopsidaceae.